Momordica charantia (bitter melon) is the source of this 2694-nucleotide messenger RNA. Its product is annotated as protein SAR DEFICIENT 1. The record is from RefSeq and is a predicted model, not a curated record. Gene Ontology annotation, molecular function: calmodulin binding; sequence-specific DNA binding; DNA-binding transcription factor activity. Lineage: Eukaryota; Viridiplantae; Streptophyta; Magnoliopsida; Cucurbitales; Cucurbitaceae. Gene Ontology annotation, cellular component: nucleus. Gene Ontology annotation, biological process: regulation of salicylic acid biosynthetic process.
CCUCCAUCAUUGGCUCCGCGUGGGAUAUAGAACUGAAUCAAAAGCCGGGACUGGGAGAGAGAGCCGCCGCGAGAGGGGGACAGAGCCGAUAAUGGAGACAGAGACCCGAGAGAGAUCUCUGCAUCUUCCAGGAAACUGUGAACAUGGAAAACAAUGGGGUCAGAUUUCGCGAGGAAGUUACAGAGUUCGAAAAUUUCAAAAGACCCCAGUACAAUCGCCGCAUUGACUACCGAUACCGACCCGGCGGUCAGUCCACACACUGCGGAAAGUUCAUUGGGGCCAAUGAGAUCAGUUUUGUCUGUCCUCUCCACGUUUGAAGCUCCUUCCAACUCGCAGAACAUCUAACUUUUUGUCUCACUUUCAAAAUUCCUUUUGUUUUCACUGUCGCCACCGUUGGCCCAUUUCACGUGGGUUGGUCGUUCUCAAGGAAAAUGGUUGCUCCAUUAAUGUUCUAAGUGCAGCUACUUCGAUUUACUGUGAAUUUUCCCAGAACUUCCACGGCAAUUUCAGCCUCUUGAAGUUAAGAGCUUAAAUGGAGUUUCAUGGAAAAUUUCUUCUGUAACUUCUCUGCUUCUUCUUGAUCAUUUAGCCAUGCUCCUUGAUUUCUCUUCAACUUCUCUUCCAGACCCACUCCCCAGUCACGGUCACCUAGGAACACGUAAACAUUUGAAGAGGCCCUUUCACGUCCAACAUGGUGAUGGUUUUGGAACUCCGAGUCAAGAGCCAAAACGAAUCAAUAUAUUCCGGACGGCUGUUGGAGAGGAUAGCUUGUUUUCUAUUCUGGAACCUUUGAUUCGGAAAGUGGUAAGAGAGGAGGCAGAAUGUGCCAUUUCCAAAAACUUCCCAUCAUCUUCAAGCAGCUCAGUUCUUGUAGCUGAAACAACAUCAGAUGGAUGUAAUCUGCAGCUGCUGUUUGACAGCAAACUGCCAAAGCGAAUAUUCACAAAUAAUCCGCUGAAAGAUGAGGAUGGCAAACCAUUGAAAAUUAAACUAUACGACGCCAAUUCCAAGACUUUGGUGGAAUCAGGUCCACUAUCAUCAGCAAAAGUUGAUUUUGUUGUCCUCAGUGGACUAUUUGCUAGUGAUCGAGAGGAUUGGACUGAAGAGGAGUUCAAUUCUAAAAUUUUAUGUGAAAGAGAAGGUAAAAGACGUCUAUUAGCUGGACCCCAGAGCAUCGUCUUGAAAAAUGGGGUUGGAUUAAUCAGUGAUCUAAGCAUCACAGAUAAUUCCAGCUGGAUGGCGAAUAAGAUGUUCAUACUGGGAGCCAAAAUUUCACCAAAAAGUUCUGGAAAACAGAGAGUUAAGCCGGCCAGAAGCCGCCCUUUUUCUGUAAGAGACAGCCGUGGAGAGGGGUAUACGAAGCACUAUCCUCCAAGCUCGCAUGAUGAAGUAUGGCGUUUGGAGAAAAUACGAAAAGAUGGUAAAUACCAUGAGCAGCUGGCUUCAAACAACAUAUUAACUGUCGGGGAUUUUCUCAUGUUGAAUGAAAUGAAUCAACCCAAGUUACGCCAUAUACUUGGCCUGUCGGAUAAGAUGUGGCGAAAAGUUUUGAACCAUGCUAAAACCUGCAUUAUGGAUGAUUGCACGGUUUCUAAAUACCCAAAUGGGUGUGAUGGGGCAUUAGUUGAAGAUCUGAAUCAGCCAGCAUACCUGAACAGAUUUGAUGAGCAACCAGCUAACAGACUGGCUUUGACCUAUCAGCAAGCUGGUCCUUUUAUUCCUCCAAAUCUAGGAUUGCAACCAUUGGAACCUUGCAUCGUACAUCCACAAGAUGACCUGCUAAUUCACGCUCCUACAACAAACAAUGACAACAGCGAAGGAGAUGGAACUCCCUCAAUUUUCCAAAUCCAGAACGAUUUGGACCGAGUAUUUCAUCCGACACUGCAACCCGGUUACCAUGUCGAAGACUUUCAUUUUCUGCCACAAACUCCGUUUUACUUCCCUCCUCAAGCAACACUUGAGCAUGGAAAUGAUCGUCCUUCUUCGAGUUACACCACGGAGGCUGGGGGGCGUGGCAUAUUUCCUUCUUAUCUGGAUCACGGUGCCAAUAUCUUAAAUGGGGCGGAUUAAGUUUCAACGCUUAAGCGAUAUCAGUUGGAUCUUCAAACUAGAAUGGCAAAGCCAUUCAGCUUCAGAUAUCGUCUCGCCGUGUUCCAGUUCUAUCAAACUUUAGACAACUUUCUGUGGUCUUAGUGUCAAAGUCACUCGCCAUGUUCCGGUUCUAUCAAAUUUUAGACAACUUUCUGUGGUCUUAGUGUCAAAGUCACUGCACACCCAAGGAGAAAAGUUACUGCUAAAUUUGCAGGUCCUUAAUCUGCUUAAGUUUUUGUAGAUAGUUUUCUUCUGUGUUUUCCUGCACUAUUUUUCUUUCCCUUGGGGCCAAUGUGCAGCAAAAGAGUCUUUGUAAAGAGUCAGCUGUCCUCUUUUUAGCUUUUUUUCAACUCUGCAAAUUCAAGUUGUUGUAUUAUUAUCAAGUGGAAAGGAAAAUGUUUUUCUUUGCAAUUAAACUUGUCAAAGAUGCAGAGGUUCCUACCUCAGGAAGCCUCGUUGGCUCACGGCUUGGGGCGGCGUUCUCCAUCCAUUUGGAGAACUUCAUAAUGGAAAAAGCUGCCACGUUACGAAGUACUCGUGUUAUCGAGUAUUGUCCGGAUGAGUCCUAUGUGACAAAUAUCUAAAGAACAAAAGGUGAAAGGU